GUGUUCAAGUGAAGAGACUCCGCGCUGCAGUGACCACGGCGCAAACACAGACGCGGAGAUUCAAACACAGAAAUCAGGAGAUUGCGCAGAUUUUACGCACAGCAGCAGCAGCAGCGGCAGCGGCAGCGGCGGCGCCGCCGGUGGUUUUUAUUGUGUGUACUUUGUCUGGGGGAACUUUGUCUUUUUUUUAUCCGUGGACCUGUUGUCUGCAUGAUGUGGGGGAUCCCGAGAACGCGCUACGCGGACUGCAACAGCUCUGAAGCCAGUGAGGAGGCAGAGAUUGUUGUGAACAUCGGAGGAGUCAAACAGGUGCUGCAUGGAGACGUGUUGACUCGUUACCCGGACACUUUGCUGGCUGAGCUGGUGGACUGUUCACCAAAGUCCUCGGAAGAAAUCCUGUCACUGUGUGACGACUACGACCCUGACACUGGGGAGUUUUAUUUUGACAGAGACCCUGAAGCAUUUAAGUGCGUUAUUGAGCUGUAUUAUUAUGGAGAGAUACACAUGAAAAGAGGCAUCUGCCCUAUUUGUUUCCUGAAGGAGAUGGAGUUCUGGAAAAUCGGCGCAGACUAUCUGGACGAGUGUUGUAAAUGCCACCUGAGUGAGGUGCAGGAUGAACUUGCAGAGAUUGCAGAGAAAGUGAAAACUAUCCUGGUGGAUAGAGAAGGAGAUCCGGCUGCACGAGGCUGGCAGCGCUUCCAGAACUGCCUGUGGAGGCUGAUGGAGAAACCGGAGUCCUCGCUCCCUGCGCACAUAAUCGCGAUCAUUUCUUUCAUUUUCAUCCUCGUGUCCUCCGUGGUCAUGUGCGUCGGGACCAUCCCCGAGCUGCAGGUGGAGGAUUCAGAGGGGAACCUGACGGAGCACCCGACUCUGGAGGUCAUCGAGACCGUGUGCAUCUGCUGGUUCACCGUUGAGUACAUCCUGCGUCUCAUCUCCUCCCCCAACAAAGUCAAAUUCGUCCUGGCUUUCAUGAACAUCGUCGACUUCAUGGCGAUCAUGCCCUUCUUCGUGGUGCUCACUCUCACCUCCUUUGGCGCUGGGAUGAUGGAGCUGGCUAACGUGCAGCAGGCGGUGCAGGCUUUACGCAUAAUGCGCAUAGCGCGCAUUUUCAAGCUGGCGCGCCAUUCCGCCGGACUUCAGACUCUCACAUCUGCCCUGAAGAGCAGCUUCAAAGAGCUCGGGCUGCUGCUCAUGUACAUGGGCGUGGGGGUUUUCCUUUUCUCCGCGCUGGGCUACACUAUGGAGCAGAACCACCCGGACACGUUAUUCACCAGCAUCCCACAGUCAUUCUGGUGGGCUGUCAUCACCAUGACCACAGUGGGCUAUGGAGACGUUUACCCAAAGACCACUUUGGGUCGGUGUAACGCAGCCAUCAGCUUUCUGUGCGGCGUGAUCGCCAUCGCGCUGCCCAUCCACCCCAUCAUCAACAAUUUUGUCAUGUUCUACAACAAGCAACAGGUGCUGGAGACUGCGGCCAAGCACGAGAUCGAACUGAUGGCGCUGCGCUCCAGCGCCGGCGAGCUGACUGCUGCGCCCAGCGCCCACGGACACGUCUGUGGCGCAGGGGUGUGGGGGGACCACGCCGUGCACUCGUGUCAUAGUGACACAUACAUCCCUUUACUGAAGGAUCCCAGAGGAGGAGGAGGAGGAGGAGGGGCUGGAAUGCCGACCCCCAGCAAGGACACGAGCUUCGAAAGCACAGCAGAGGCCAACGAAUAUUUUGUCUCAUGAAUAGAAGUAGAACAACAACACCACCAAAAACUCGAUGUAUUCAAACUUAAUCCACCAACUCUGGGUUAACUGUGUCUUGACAUUGUAAUAUAGCAUCGAGGAAGCUGCAGGAAUGGUCUCAAAGGACCUUUUUUUGGAAAAGGGACACACACACACACACACACACGUGAGGACUUGAUGAGCUGAGUUCCCUGUAGGCGAAGGAGUUCUGUUUGAACAGCCACAUACACAGUUUCCUUAUAAGUCGACUCCUUAUGUAACAACUCCACCUUCCCCAGUCCUCACACACUCACACUGUAGACAGCACAGUAGCUUAUUCUUAUGUACAUAAAUACAUCACAUCAAAUGUUUUAUAUAGAUAUAUAUAAGAAAAUAUAAGCCCCUGCCUCUUGGGGGGAAGUGUACAUGAACAAUGUGCAGGAACUACAACAAAAGUGAGUGAUAGUGUUUAAAAUUGAUGCCAUACAUUUCUCCAAAUCUAUACUUGAGAAGAUCCUGGGCAUGAUAGAGAAUAUAAAAGCAACAUAUGAUCCAGGGGUGUUGGUUUCUGUGUCUGCUUGAGUGUAUAUUUUUGUAAAUGUCGCUGUAUGAUUAUGAGGCACUUCAUCACGAAUCAUAUAUUAAAAAAAAACCCCACAACU
Molecule: messenger RNA, 2372 nt
Organism: Solea senegalensis (Senegalese sole)
Lineage: Eukaryota; Metazoa; Chordata; Actinopteri; Pleuronectiformes; Soleidae
Product: potassium voltage-gated channel subfamily F member 1-like
Exons: 1
Coding region: 211-1731 (506 amino acids)
Biological process (GO): protein homooligomerization; potassium ion transmembrane transport
Cellular component (GO): voltage-gated potassium channel complex; membrane
Molecular function (GO): protein binding; voltage-gated potassium channel activity
Source: RefSeq, a predicted model, not a curated record